Biomphalaria glabrata is the source of this 2025-nucleotide messenger RNA. RefSeq names its product succinate--CoA ligase [GDP-forming] subunit beta, mitochondrial-like. The record is from RefSeq and is a predicted model, not a curated record. Gene Ontology annotation, molecular function: succinate-CoA ligase (GDP-forming) activity; ATP binding. Gene Ontology annotation, cellular component: mitochondrion; succinate-CoA ligase complex. NCBI's taxonomy places the organism in Eukaryota, Metazoa, Mollusca, Gastropoda, Planorbidae. The coding region runs from base 101 to 1354 and encodes 417 amino acids. Gene Ontology annotation, biological process: succinyl-CoA metabolic process; tricarboxylic acid cycle. The transcript has 11 exons.
GACAUAUUGACAUAUAUAAUAUAUUUAUAUGUCUAUGGUCGAGAUCUAGAUCUUUAUAUAGACUUUUUAUCUAGAUCAAGGUAUUAGUUGGCAAUACAUCAUGGAGACUAUAGUAAAGCAUGUUUUUGUGAAUCAGAGAAAGUAUCUUCCACUAUUGAGCCAAAUAAGAAAGUUAAAUCUUCAGGAAUUUCAAAGUAAAAAGCUCAUGUGUGACAAUGGCAUUAGUGUUCAGAAGUUUGAAGUAGCAGCAUCAAAAGAUGAUGCAGUCAAGAUUGCAUCAAAGCUCAAAGUCAAAGAAUAUGUCAUUAAAGCACAAAUUCUGGCUGGUGGAAGGGGUAAAGGAGUGUUUGAUACAGGUUUCAAAGGAGGUGUGCAUCUGACUAAAGACCCUCUUAAGGUUGAAUCUUUAGUUGACAGUAUGCUUGGGCACAAACUUGUCACCAAACAGACAUCAAAGGAUGGUGUGACUGUUAGAAAGGUAAUGGUUGCAGAGGCGUUGGAUAUUUCUCGUGAGACAUACUUUGCUAUUCUAAUGGAUCGUAGCUAUGGAGGUCCUGUGAUGGUGGGUAGUCCAAAAGGAGGAAUGGAUAUAGAAGAAGUGGCUAAAAAGGAACCAGAUGCUAUAUUUACUGAACCGAUUGACAUAUAUUCCGGACUUCAUCUUAAUCAAGCUUUGAAAAUGGCAGAAAACUUAGGUUUCAAUGGUCAGAAACAGAAAGAGGCAGCAGAACAAAUGAUAAGAUUGUAUAAGCUAUUUCUUAAAGUGGACGCAACUCAGGUAGAGAUCAACCCAUUUGGUGAGACUGUAGAUGGCAGAGUUGUUUGCUUUGAUGCCAAAAUAAACUUUGAUGACAAUGCUCAGUUCAGACAGAAAGACAUUUUCUCCAUGGAUGACAUGGCUGAGAGUGAUCCUAGAGAGGUUGAGGCUGCCAAAUAUAAUCUGAAUUACAUUGGAAUGGAUGGAAAUAUUGCUUGUCUAGUGAAUGGAGCUGGACUAGCCAUGGCUACAAUGGACAUAAUUCAACUUUAUGGAGGAUCACCAGCCAAUUUCUUGGAUGUUGGUGGAACAGUCACAGAAAAUCAAGUGUUUCAUGCUUUUAAACUUCUCUCAGAUGAUAAACAGGUUAAAGCAAUACUUGUGAAUAUCUUUGGUGGUAUUGUCAACUGUGUUACAAUAGCCAAUGGAAUCUCCAAUGCUUACAAAAGUAUGCAGUUGUCACUGCCUUUGAUUGUUCGUUUGGAAGGUACAAAUGUUACUGAGGCCAAACAAAUCUUAGAAAACAGUAAAAUGCCAAUUAUUACAGCAAAUGACUUGGAUGAUGCUGCUAAGAAAGCUGUCUCUAGUCUGAAAUAGUUUCAAGUAAUUAAACUGAUCAUUGUUGAAGCUUUUUCAAUAAUUAUGAAUUUUUAAAAGCUGUCUUAUUCCCUAGGCCUCAGGAAAUAGAAUGGCCUGGGCUUAAGUAUCAUUUGAAAACUAUGUUUGGGGGUAACUUUUUUUUCUUUUUUUUCUCAAAGUAAUAGUAACAGUCCAUUUUCUCAAAGAAUGAAAAGCUAUUCUCAUCGUAGUCCAUAACCAUUGUUUGUUAUAAUUACUAAGCAACAUGAGUAACUUUCAGAUCAAUCACCAAUCUUUGUUCACUAAUAUUCUCAUGUUGACCAAUGUUGAAUCCUUUCAAUCAAUGUAUGACUAACUAAUAAUGUAUGACUACUUUGAUUUAUAUGUUUAUGUAAAUUAUUGAUUGUUAUUAGAAUGUGAUUCCACUGUUCUCUGAUUAUCCUGUUAAUAUCUUGUUUAUUUAUUUGACAUGUAAUUUAUUGCUGUGUGAAACAUUGAUUAUUUGUACACAUGUAUUAUUUAUUCAGUGGGUAGUCAAGUUGACCAGAUCAACUGCUAGCAUUGUAUGUGGCGAUAUAUGGGGUUCACAGCGAACUGCCUUAUUUACAACAUAUCAAAUGUUCAUAUAUGCCAAUUGAAAUCAUUAUUCAGUCUCUUUUUUAGAUAAAAAUAAAUGUAAAACACAAUAA